GCAUCCUCUGUACAGCUACUGUCAUUUCCCUAUUUCUCGCUGUUUAUACACUACUACUUGAUCAUGGCAUCUAGCAAGACACCUGGGCAGGCCCCGGUCGAGUUUGUCACCAUGGGCAUGUUCAUUCUCGAUGACAUUGAUUUCGAAGGGCCACAACCAAAUGUGAAGAAUGUCCUGGGUGGUGCAGCCUCUUUCGCAGUGGUGGGCGCACGUCUGGUCACCGGAAAGAAGGACGCCCAGGCUGUGAGCUGGAUUGUGGACGUGGGGUCUGACUUCCCUCAAGAGGUCUUAGAUCUAUUGAAAUCGUGGGAUACAGAUUGUGUUUUCCGCGAGGACCAGAACCGAUUGACUACAAGAGCAUGGAAUGGCUAUGGGCCCAACGAGAAGCGAGACUUUGAAUAUUUGACUCCGAAACUACGCCUGGAGCCAUCAAUGCUGUCUGAACGUCAGGUAUUCUCCAAGACGGUCCACAUGGUUUGCUCAGCAUCUCGUUGCAUUUCCAUCGUGGAAGAGAUUAUGCAUCGGCGUGAGCAACUACGACAAGAUGACAAAGCACCCCCAGGGGUCGAUUCCUCGGAGAGGCCAUUCUUCAUUUGGGAACCGGUUCCUAACUUGUGUACCCCGGAGGAACAAGACAAAUUCUUUGCGGCGAACAAGGUCGUGGAUGUUGUAAGCCCCAACGAACUAGAGUUGGGAAUGAUGUUCGGUCAGCCUGGUUGGAGUGAAGAGAGCGAAUUCGGACGAGACAUUGUAAAACGCAUUCUGGACUUUGGAAUUGGGCCUCAAGGAGAGGGGCUGCUGUCCAUUCGGGCAGGCAAGGAUGGCAGCUACUCAUAUACUAGAUCGCAGAGGGUUUGGUUGCCCGCAUAUCACCAGCCGGGAUCGUCUGGAACUACAAAAGUGGUCGAUCCCACGGGUGCUGGCAAUUCAUACUUGGGAGCAUUGGCCCAGGGGAUGGUGAGUGCAGGUAGGGAUCCAGCCAAGGUCAUUGAGUCUACCCUUGCAGGGUCUGAGGACUGGCGCAAGGCUACCCAAGACUGGGGAAAGCAGAAUCACUAUCUCCCCGCGUUGAUAUUCGCUACUGUCGCAGCAAGUUUUGUGGUGGAACAGAUUGGCGUGCCACGAUUAUCAACAAUAUCUGACGGCGCAAAAGAACUUUGGAACGAAACUGAAUUCACGGAACGGGUCCGUCUGUACACAGAGCGAUUAUAUCGAACACUGGAGGAGUCCCCGCAGAGACACCUGCGUGGUCAAUUGACCAACUGAUAGAAGAACGCCUUUUCUAUUGUCGUACAGCCCACAAUGAAUUAUGAAAACAGAAACAGCCAGCCAUUUCAUCAUAGAAUCCCUUUCACGGAUUUUCCCUUUGCUUCGUAUUCUCCGGACCCGGAUAUCGUUCUAUGACUCGUUCUUCUGCUGUCUCUCGUGUUCGAUAAUUUGCUUGCUCCAGUAGCGACUGGGAAAGAAUCUGCCGGGCUCG
This is a messenger RNA of Aspergillus ruber CBS 135680, 1480 nucleotides long. RefSeq names its product putative PfkB family carbohydrate kinase. The record is from RefSeq and is a predicted model, not a curated record. Bases 64 to 1266 code for a protein of 400 amino acids. The transcript is spliced from 4 exons. NCBI's taxonomy places the organism in Eukaryota, Fungi, Ascomycota, Eurotiomycetes, Eurotiales, Aspergillaceae.